Messenger RNA from Schistosoma turkestanicum, 999 nucleotides. The record is from the annotation of a GenBank genome assembly. Lineage: Eukaryota; Metazoa; Platyhelminthes; Trematoda; Strigeidida; Schistosomatidae.
AUGGGAAAUUGUAUGAAAACUUCAAAUCGUAAACAUCCAAAUGAACAUUUUAAUAAUGAUGGAGAUAAUUUACCAUUGUGUAAACCUUAUCAAUCUGUUGAUGAUAUUAAUAAAUUGAUAUCACUUUUCACUGGAGAUUCUAAUGAAUUAAAUCAAUGUAUGUUAAAAAAUGAUGAAGAAGUACAACAAUUGAAAUCUGCUAUACAAGCUUUAUUACAUGGAUAUGCAUUGAAUACACAAACAUUUCAUUCUAUAUCAGAAGAUAGUACUAGUAAUGAUUCGGAUACAGAUUCAUUUCGUUCAGAAAAAUGGGAUUUAACAUUACCUACUAUGAAUAAAAUUGGACAAUAUGAAAAAACAGGACAUACUACUACUAAUACUGCUGCUACUGCUACAGGAGGGAUAAGUCAUAAAUUGUUUAAAUCACCUGAAUGGCCAAUGAUUAGUACACAUAUACUUGGAUUUACUGUGUUAAAAUCAAAUUUAUUAAAUUGUAUAGAAUGGUUAGAAUAUGAUGAAGAGAUGACACAUACGAAAAUCCCAACGGAUCAAUUACCAUCAAUUCAUCCAAGUGAACAACCAACAACAACAACAACCUCAAAAGAUGAUGAUUCAAAUGCAUCAAACGAUGAAAAUGAUACUAUGAACGAAGUGAAUGAUACUGGUGAUGAUAAGGCCGCUGAUCAUACUAAUAAUGAUGAAACUUUAUUACCAGUCAAUCGAUUAUGUUAUACCAUGUUUAUAUGUCAAACAAAAUCGGAUGCAAAUAAAUUUUUAAAAAUAUUUCAAAGUAUGAAAAAAUGUAUGCAUAGUUUAGAAGUUAGAACUGGAUGUAAAAUUCGUUUAAGUAAAUGUUUAUUUAUGUAUAAAGGUAAUCUAGUACGUAUACUUGUUAUUGAUGGACCAAGUAAAGAACAAAUUGUACAAUGUUAUACAAGUUUACCACAAUGGGUUACACGAUUGUUGAUAUUGGAAAAAGAGAGACCAAAUGCAAGAUAA